GCAGGCGCGCAGGAGGCGCCGGGCGCUAUGAGGGGCUGAGGGCCGGGCCUGGGACGAAGUUUGGCCUCAGCUCGAGUCUUGGGCUAAAUCCUGGGGAACAAUUGAAAUGGCGUCCGUAAAACCAGGAAAAUCUUCUUUUCUUGUGCCGUUCUCGGAUCUGCUUCGGGAGUAAUUUUCCGUGCGAGUUUGGGACCUGGAGUGGGGUAAAAAUGCCCGAGAUCAAAGUCACUCCCUUGGGAGCUGGGCAGGACGUGGGCAGGAGCUGCAUCCUGGUGUCCAUUGCUGGCAAGAACGUGAUGCUGGACUGUGGGAUGCACAUGGGCUACAACGAUGAUAGACGUUUCCCUGACUUCUCCUACAUCACCCAGAACGGAAGGCUGACAGAUUUCCUGGACUGUGUCAUCAUCAGCCACUUCCACCUGGACCACUGUGGGGCUCUGCCCUAUUUCAGUGAGAUGGUUGGGUAUGAUGGCCCCAUUUACAUGACCCACCCCACCAAGGCCAUCUGCCCCAUCCUGCUGGAGGAUUACAGAAAAAUCACAGUGGACAAAAAAGGAGAAACCAACUUCUUCACCUCCCAGAUGAUCAAAGACUGCAUGAAGAAGGUGGUGGCUGUGCACCUCCACCAGACUGUGCAGGUGGAUGAGGAGCUGGAGAUCAAGGCUUACUAUGCAGGGCACGUGCUGGGAGCUGCCAUGUUCCAGAUCAGGGUGGGCUGUGAGUCUGUGCUGUACACGGGUGAUUAUAACAUGACACCAGACAGACACUUGGGGGCUGCCUGGGUUGACAAGUGCCGCCCUGACCUGCUGAUCACCGAGUCCACCUACGCCACGACCAUCAGGGACUCCAAGCGCUGCAGGGAGAGGGAUUUCCUCAAGAAAGUGCAUGAGACUGUGGAGAGGGGAGGCAAGGUUCUCAUCCCAGUUUUUGCCCUUGGACGUGCCCAGGAACUUUGUAUUUUAUUGGAAACUUUCUGGGAAAGGAUGAACCUGAAAGCUCCAAUUUAUUUUUCCACGGGGCUGACAGAGAAAGCAAAUCAUUAUUACAAACUCUUCAUCACCUGGACCAACCAGAAAAUCAGGAAAACUUUUGUGCAGAGGAACAUGUUUGAGUUCAAACACAUCAAAGCUUUUGACAGAGCCUUUGCAGACAACCCAGGGCCCAUGGUGGUGUUUGCAACCCCUGGAAUGCUCCAUGCAGGACAGUCCCUCCAAAUCUUCAGGAAAUGGGCAGGGAAUGAGAAAAACAUGGUGAUCAUGCCUGGCUACUGUGUGCAGGGAACUGUGGGCCACAAAAUCCUCAGUGGGCAGAGGAAGCUGGAGAUGGAAGGAAGACAAAUUCUGGAGGUGAAGAUGCAGGUGGAGUACAUGUCCUUCAGUGCCCACGCUGAUGCCAAGGGCAUCAUGCAGCUGAUCCGGCAGGCGGAGCCCAGGAACGUGCUGCUGGUGCACGGGGAGGCCAAGAAAAUGGAAUUCCUCAAGCAGAAAAUCGAGCAGGAGUUCAAUGUCAGCUGCUUCAUGCCAGCCAAUGGAGAGACCACCACCAUCCUCACCAACCCCUGCAUCCCUGUGGACAUCUCCCUGGGCCUCCUCAAGAGGGAAACUGCCAUAGGUGCUGCCCCAGAUGCCAAGAGGCCGAAGCUGAUGCACGGCUCGUUGCUGAUGAAGGACAAUAGUUUCAGGCUGGUUUCCCCUGAGCAGGCUCUGAAGGAGCUGGGGCUGGCAGAGCACCAGCUGCGCUUCACCUGCCGCGUGCACAUCCAGGACCCGCGCAAGGAGCACGAGACGGGGCUCAGGGUCUACAACCACCUCAAGGGGAUCCUGAAGGAUUACUCGGUGCAGCACCUCCCCGACGGCUCCAUCACCGUGGAGUCCAUCCUGAUCCAGGCCACGGCGCACCACGAGGAGCAGGGCACCAAGGUGCUGCUGGUCUCCUGGACUUACCAGGAUGAAGAGCUGGGCAGUUUUCUCACCUCCCUGCUGAAGAAGGGGCUGCCCCAGGGCCCCCCCUGAGAGCACACCCAGCCCAGGGGCAGCUUCUAGUUUGUUGGUUUUUUUGCUUUUAUUUUGGUUUUUUUUGUUCUUUUAUUUUGGUUUUUUUUUUGCUUUAAUUUUGGUUUUAUUUUGCUUUUAUUUUGGUUUUUUUUUACUUUUAUUUUAGUUUUAUUUUGGGUUUUUUUGCUUUUAUUUUGCUUUAAUUUUGCUUUUAUUUUGCUUUAAUUUUGCUUUUAUUUUGGUUUUUUUUUGCUUUAAUUUUGCUUUUAUUUUGCUUUUUUUUUGCUUUUUUUUUGCUUUUAUUUUACUUUUUUUUUUGCUUUAAUUUUGCUUUUAUUUUGCUUUUAUUUUGGUUUUUUUUUUUGCUUUUAUUUUGGUUUUUAUUUUGCUUUUAGUUUUAUUUUUGUUUUAUUUUGCUUUUUUUUUGCUUUUAUUUUGCUUUUAAUUUGCUUUUAUUUUAGUUUUAUUUUGCUUUUAUUUUGCUUUUAUUUUGCUUUAAUUUUGCUUUUAUUUUGGGAUUGUUUUUUGCUUUUAUUUUGGUUUUUUUUUGCUUUUAUUUCGCUUUUUUUUUGCUUUAAUUUUGCUUUUAUUUUAGUUUUAUUUUGCUUUUAUUUUGUUUAUUUUGUUUUUAUUUUGCUUUUAUUUUAGUUUUAUUUUGCUUUUAUUUUAUUUUGUUUUUAUUUUGCUUUUAUUUUAGUUUUAUUUUGCUUUUUUUUUGCUUUAAUUUUGCUUUUAUUUUGCUUUUAUUUUGCUUUUAUUUUAGUUUUUUUUGCUUUUAUUUUAGUUUUAUUUUGCUUUUAUUUUGUUUAUUUUGUUUUUAUUUUGCUUUUAUUUUAGUUUUAUUUUGCUUUUAUUUUGGUUUUUUUUUGCUUUUAUUUUGCUUUUAUUUUGGUUUUUUUUUGCUUUUAUUUUGCUUUUAUUUUAGUUUUAUUUUGUUUUUAUUUUGCUUUUAGUUUUAUUUUGCUUUUAUUUUGUUUAUUUUGUUUUAUUUUGGUUUUAUUUUGCUUUUAUUUUACUUUUAUUUUACUUUUAUUUUGCUUUUAUUUUGGGUUUUAUUUGCUUUUAUUUUGUUUUUUUUGCUUUAAUUUUGCUUUUAUUUUAGUUUUAUUUUAUUUACACUGUCAAUGCUUUUUUCUACUCAGUUUUAAUAAAAAAAAAUUCCAAUAUUUCUCCAAUUCCUGCAGCAAAAAAAAUUUUCCCUUGGAAAAUCCUGUCCAGGAAAUCAAGAACCUGUUUGGAAACAGAGCUGAGGAUAAAUUUUGUGUUUUUAUACAUUAAAAUAAAAAUUAUUCAGUGUUCUGCCUGAAAUAAUUAAAAUUCAAAGUAUAAAAGCAGCAAAAUUGAUUUAAUUCCCCUUCAUUCCUUCAGAGCCAAGGAGAUUCCAACUCGUAUUUUUAUUCCACUCAAAAUACAAAAAAAAAACCCAAAAAAUCCACCCCCAAAAAUAGAAAAAUCCCACAAAAAAGACAAAAAUUCCACCCAAAAAUCCACCCCAAAAAUCCAAAAAUCUUCCAAUAAAAUAUAAAAAUCCCACCCAAAAUACAAAAAUCCAUCC
Messenger RNA from Oenanthe melanoleuca, 3549 nucleotides. RefSeq names its product integrator complex subunit 11 (gene INTS11). The coding region runs from base 210 to 2012 and encodes 600 amino acids. The transcript has 18 exons. The record is from RefSeq and is a predicted model, not a curated record. Gene Ontology annotation, biological process: snRNA processing. Lineage: Eukaryota; Metazoa; Chordata; Aves; Passeriformes; Muscicapidae. Gene Ontology annotation, cellular component: nucleus.